Messenger RNA from Paramecium sonneborni, 520 nucleotides. Lineage: Eukaryota; Ciliophora; Oligohymenophorea; Peniculida; Parameciidae. The record is from the annotation of a GenBank genome assembly.
AUGCAAUUAUAACUAAUAAAUAGAUAGCUUCCAACAUCAUUAAAAAAAUCACUGAGAUUAUUAAUCGUAUCAAUUACAUUGUCUUUAUUGAUAUGUUUAGCAGAAGGAAUAGCAUUCACUCAUAUUAAUUCUGAAAUAAGUAUUAUAUUUUCUUGAUUUAGAUAAUUUAUGUGGAUUGAUGUCAGCAUAUGUUAUACAGGUAAUCUCUUGUUUUAUAGUUUUAAUAUCACUUUUGUUAAAUCUAUUUUCAAUUUUUAAAAUGUCUAAAUCUUACUUGCUAAUUGGUUUAGUUUUAAGCAUUAUUUUUAAAUUUAUAUCAAUGAUAAUGAUAAGAAAUUCGAUGAAUUAAAUAUAGGGCGGAUGCUAUUUUUCAAGGUUUUAAAUUACAAGCUUUUUGAUAAGUGAUUUAUUUUGGAUUGUACUUUUGCUGUUUUACUAUAGCACAAUAUCUAAUUUAUAUCAAAAGUUUCCAGAAAUCUUUUUCUUAAGAUUCAACUUUAGUACAUUGUGGAAAAAUUGA